GCCGGGUCGCCUCAAGUCCCACGCCCCCCCCCCCCCACUUCCUUUCUUCCCUCCUCCUCCCUUUCCUCCUCCUCUUCCUCCCUGUUCCUCCUCCUCCUCCCCCCUCCCCCGCGCUCGCGCUCUCCCUCCCUCCCCGCUCACUCGCGCGCUCCCGGCCCCGCGCGCUCCGGGCCCUGAGUUUCUCUCGGCUCCUGCCUGUGAGGUGACUGCGCUGGGAAAUAUGGCGACCGAGGGAAUGAUCCUCACCAACCACGACCACCAAAUCCGCGUCGGGGUCCUCACAGUGAGUGACAGCUGCUUUCGGAACCUUGCCGAAGACCGAAGUGGGAUAAACCUCAAAGACCUGGUCCAAGAUCCUUCCCUGUUGGGUGGGACUAUAUCGGCUUACAAGAUAGUACCAGAUGAAAUAGAAGAAAUCAAGGAAACACUGAUAGAUUGGUGUGAUGAAAAGGAACUUAAUUUGAUUUUAACAACCGGAGGAACUGGAUUUGCACCACGAGAUGUCACUCCAGAGGCUACAAAAGAAGUAAUAGAACGGGAAGCUCCAGGGAUGGCCCUUGCAAUGCUGAUGGGAUCACUUAAUGUUACACCUCUGGGCAUGCUAUCUAGACCUGUAUGUGGAAUCAGAGGGAAAACGCUCAUAAUUAACCUGCCAGGUAGCAAGAAAGGGUCCCAGGAAUGUUUUCAGUUUAUACUGCCAGCCCUACCUCACGCCAUUGACCUUUUACGUGAUGCCAUUGUAAAAGUAAAAGAGGUGCAUGAUGAACUUGAAGAUUUGCCUUCUCCACCACCUCCUCUUUCCCCUCCUCCUACUACUAGCCCCCACAAACAGACAGAAGACAAAGGGGUUCAGUGUGAAGAAGAGGAAGAAGAGAAGAAAGACAGUGGCGUGGCUUCAACAGAAGACAGUUCCUCAUCACAUAUAACAGCAGCAGCAAUUGCAGCCAAGAUUCCAGAUUCCAUCAUUUCCCGUGGUGUUCAGGUGCUCCCACGAGAUACCGCCUCCCUCAGCACUACCCCUUCAGAAUCUCCUCGUGCCCAGGCUACAUCUCGCCUCUCCACAGCUUCCUGUCCAACACCAAAAGUCCAGUCCAGGUGCAGCAGCAAGGAGAAUAUUCUCAGAGCCAGUCACAGUGCUGUUGAUAUAACCAAAGUGGCAAGAAGACAUCGCAUGUCUCCAUUCCCACUAACAUCUAUGGAUAAAGCUUUCAUCACGGUCCUAGAGAUGACACCGGUGCUCGGAACAGAAAUCAUCAACUACCGAGAUGGGAUGGGAAGAGUUCUUGCUCAAGAUGUAUAUGCAAAAGACAACCUACCCCCCUUCCCAGCAUCAGUAAAAGAUGGCUAUGCUGUCCGAGCUGCUGAUGGCCCAGGAGACCGUUUCAUCAUUGGGGAAUCCCAAGCUGGUGAACAGCCCACUCAGACAGUGAUGCCAGGACAAGUUAUGCGGGUCACAACAGGUGCUCCAAUCCCCUGUGGUGCUGAUGCAGUAGUACAAGUGGAAGAUACUGAACUCAUCAGGGAAUCCGAUGAUGGCACCGAAGAACUGGAGGUUCGGAUUCUAGUGCAAGCUCGGCCAGGCCAGGAUAUUAGACCCAUUGGCCAUGACAUUAAAAGAGGGGAAUGUGUAUUGGCCAAGGGAACCCACAUGGGCCCAUCAGAGAUUGGUCUCCUGGCAACUGUCGGUGUCACAGAAGUUGAAGUUAACAAGUUUCCAGUAGUUGCGGUCAUGUCAACAGGGAAUGAGUUGCUGAAUCCUGAAGAUGACCUCUUACCAGGAAAGAUUCGAGACAGCAAUCGUUCAACUCUCCUAGCAACAAUUCAGGAACAUGGCUACCCAACCAUCAACUUGGGAAUUGUAGGAGACAACCCAGAUGACUUACUCAAUGCCUUGAAUGAAGGUAUCAGUCGUGCGGAUGUCAUCAUCACAUCAGGGGGUGUAUCCAUGGGGGAAAAGGACUAUCUCAAGCAGGUGCUGGACAUUGAUCUUCAUGCACAGAUCCAUUUCGGCAGGGUUUUUAUGAAACCAGGCCUGCCAACAACAUUUGCAACCUUGGACAUUGAUGGUAUAAGAAAAAUAAUCUUUGCACUACCAGGAAAUCCUGUGUCAGCUGUGGUCACCUGCAAUCUCUUUGUUGUCCCAGCACUAAGGAAGAUGCAGGGAAUCCUGGAUCCUCGACCAACAAUUAUCAAAGCCAGGUUAUCAUGUGAUGUGAAAUUGGAUCCUCGCCCAGAAUACCAUCGGUGUAUACUGACUUGGCAUCACCAAGAACCACUGCCUUGGGCUCAGAGUACAGGGAAUCAGAUGAGUAGUCGUCUGAUGAGUAUGCGCAGUGCCAAUGGACUAUUGAUGCUACCUCCAAAAACUGAGCAGUAUGUGGAACUUCAUAAGGGCGAAGUGGUGGACGUCAUGGUCAUCGGAAGGCUAUGAUGGUCACCAGCGAGAACAAAGCUUUGAUGCAUGUCUACAUAUCAUUGACUGUAUCCUGUAAUAUGCAACGGCACAGCUAGUUUUUCUGAUUUGGAUAAAAGUUGAUCAGUAUAGUCAACACCUUGACCUAUAUUUCAAAUGAAUUUAAAUAAAUACCUUUUAAAAAAAACACCUAAAAAUAAAAUCUUAACAAAGAAAUUUCUUCUGAUUAUAUCAAAGCAACUUUUUCCUUUCUUGCAAUUGCUUUGUGUGUUCAAUGCUAGAUCUGAUAGCGGUAGCUUUUAGUAGACAGCAGUAGGUGCCUGCACAACUUGUGUUUUUCUCAUCUUUAAAAUACAACUACUUAUGCUCUUUAAACAAGGCUGUCUGCUUAUUUAUACUAGCUUAGGAAACACUUGGAUUUCCCUUCUUAGUAUGCUUCAUAACCACUUCACAGAGAGCUUUGGCUUGUUCUUUCUCUUGUAUCUCGUGUUUAUGUGCACAGUGCCAAAAGAAGACUGACUGUGUGGGGAUCUCGCUCUGCCUUGGGGUGCGCCACCCCCUUUGCAGCAGGGUCCAGAGGGAUUUUUCAUCCCAGCAGCCACCUGGCACAGUCCUCUUGGGCAGUAACUGGAUACUUUUAUUUGAACAAACAAAAAAAAAUUGCUUCCUUAAGUGCUGACAGCCUUUUUAACCAAUACAUUUAAAAAUGUACAGAACUAAAAAAUAUAAAGAAUCAAAGACUGAUCUUGUACAGAUAUUAGCGUUACCAGCAUUCAUGUGGAAAUUAAAUGAGAAGAGAAAUAAGAACCUAACGUUGAACAAUUCUGUACCAUAACAUUUUCUGUAAUGAUAUUAAAACUUAAUGAAUAAAAAAAUCCUUGAUCAUUAUUUAAAAUUUCA
Trichosurus vulpecula (common brushtail) is the source of this 3313-nucleotide messenger RNA. RefSeq names its product gephyrin (gene GPHN). Bases 221 to 2431 code for a protein of 736 amino acids. The record is from RefSeq and is a predicted model, not a curated record. Gene Ontology annotation, cellular component: postsynaptic specialization; dendrite; cytoplasm. Lineage: Eukaryota; Metazoa; Chordata; Mammalia; Diprotodontia; Phalangeridae. Gene Ontology annotation, molecular function: molybdopterin molybdotransferase activity. Gene Ontology annotation, biological process: Mo-molybdopterin cofactor biosynthetic process; glycine receptor clustering; establishment of synaptic specificity at neuromuscular junction. The transcript has 22 exons.